Drosophila albomicans is the source of this 662-nucleotide messenger RNA. Its product is annotated as period circadian protein-like. The record is from RefSeq and is a predicted model, not a curated record. Lineage: Eukaryota; Metazoa; Arthropoda; Insecta; Diptera; Drosophilidae. The transcript has a single exon. Bases 2 to 655 code for a protein of 217 amino acids.
AAUGCGCUUUGCCUUCGUUUUAGUUUUUGCUCUCAUCAGCGGCCCAAUCGUUGCUAGAUGCGCCGCAGCGGAUACUACCGGCACAACGGGUACUACCGGCACAACGGGUACUACCGGCAGCACAACUGGUACUACUGGCGGCACAACGGGUACUACCGGCAGCACAACGGGUACUACCGGCAGCACAACGGGUACUACCGGCAGCACAACGGGUACUACCGGCAGCACAACGGGUACUACCGGCAGCACAACGGGUACUACUGGCAGCUCAACAGGCAGCACAACGGGUACUACUGGCAGCUCAACAGGCAGCACAACAAGUACUACCGGCAGCUCAACAUCCACGUCGUCAGGCACCCCGGCAACAAGUUCUUCCACCAGUCCAUCAACAACCUCUUCGACUAGUCCUUCCAGCAGCCCAUCAUCUACUACUUCCACAAGUACUCCUUCCGACACCAGCUCCAGCACCACUACCGAUUCGGAGGAAGCCGAAAAACUUCGCGAAAGAAUUAGGCGCUUGAGAACCGAACGUCGCCGAUUGAGAAAUGAGCUUCGUAGAUCAAGAGCUCGUACAGCCGCGAUCCGAAGAAGACGCAACGCUGCAGUUAAUAGGCGUCUACGCCAACGCGCGAACAGGAUAAAUCGCCGUGGUUGAAGUAUCC